CGGCCGGAGCGAGGCCGCGCGGCAGCGGCACCGGCACCCGCGGGCAGCCCCGGCACCCCGCACCGCGCCCCCUCUGCCGGCCUCACCCGUGAGCGGAGCGGGGCGAGUCCCAGCGGCCUGCGAGGCGCCGCGCGGCCCGGCCCGGCCUUGUCUCGGCGCGCCCUGAGGGCCGGGCCCGGCGGGCGCCUGAGGCGGCGCGGCCCGAGGAGAGGCUGCAGGGGCGGACGCGGUUAGCCAGGGGGGCUGCCCUGAGUGCCUGGGGCCAUGGCCAUGCAGAUGCAGUUCGAGGCCAACACGGACACGUCGGCAGAGGAAGAGAGCUUUGGGCCACAGCUCAUAUCUAGGUUAGAGCAAUGUGGGAUAAAUGCAAAUGAUGUGAAGAAGCUGGAAGAAGCUGGAUUUCACACGGUUGAGGCUGUGGCUUAUGCACCGAAAAAGGAGCUGCUAAAUAUUAAAGGCAUCAGUGAAGCCAAGGCUGACAAGAUCUUGGCUGAAGCAGCUAAACUGGUUCCCAUGGGCUUCACCACAGCAACGGAGUUCCACCAGCGCAGGUCAGAGAUCAUCCAGAUCACCACUGGCUCCAAGGAACUCGAUAAGCUUCUUCAGGGAGGAAUAGAAACAGGGUCCAUAACGGAGUUGUUCGGGGAGUUCCGUACUGGGAAAACACAGCUGUGCCAUACCCUGGCUGUAACCUGUCAACUGCCCAUCGACCGAGGUGGUGGGGAAGGAAAAGCCAUGUACAUUGACACAGAGGGCACCUUCCGGCCAGAACGUCUCCUCGCCGUGGCUGAAAGGUAUGGCCUGUCUGGCAGUGACGUGCUGGAUAACGUGGCCUACGCUCGGGGUUUCAACACGGACCACCAGACCCAGCUGCUGUACCAGGCGUCUGCCAUGAUGGCCGAGUCCCGGUACGCGCUGCUGAUCGUGGACAGUGCCACAGCCCUGUACCGCACCGACUACUCGGGCAGGGGCGAGCUCUCAGCCAGGCAGAUGCAUCUGGCCAGGUUCCUGAGGAUGCUGCUUCGGCUGGCUGAUGAGUUUGGCGUGGCAGUUGUGAUCACUAACCAGGUGGUGGCACAGGUAGAUGGAGCUGCCAUGUUUGCUGCAGAUCCCAAGAAGCCUAUUGGAGGAAACAUCAUAGCCCACGCUUCCACCACGAGACUGUACCUGCGCAAAGGCCGAGGGGAAACCAGGAUCUGUAAGAUUUAUGACUCUCCCUGUCUCCCUGAGGCUGAAGCAAUGUUUGCUAUUAAUGCUGAUGGGGUGGGAGAUGCCAAAGACUGAAGACCCCGUUUCCUUGCCCCUGUACCCCAAGACUCAGUGUCCCAAAAAGGCUCCUUUCUCUGGCACCUUCCGGCUGCUUCCCCCGGGUGCCGCCACGUGCUGGCCGAGGAACCUCUUGUGUUUCAGUGAGUCCACAGGUGAUGAGACUCCGAGACCCCUCUGGAGGUGGUUCCUGGGAGAGCCCUCACCCUCCAGGGCCUCAGGCAGGGGUUGGGUCAGCGUGGGUCCUGCUCUCAGGGAUCAAUUGGAUGUGCCUGUGGACGUGGCACAGGGAAAUGGAAGAGCAUGUGGCCAUAGUUCCUAACUUGGUGCAUUUGAUGUAGUAUGAAGGGGUCUGUCAGGCAAGAAAAGGGGUGACUUCAAUGCUUACUGGAUUGCUUUACCCAUAGAACAGAGCAGAAUGCUGAUCCACAGCGAGAAGCUGAGGAUACUGCCAGGAUUAUUUAUGUUGGAGGGGGUUGGAUGCUGCAAGGGCUGGGGCUGGGGAGCUGUUCAUUUACAUUUCAGUUACCUUUUCCUUCUGUAUUUCAUUAAUUCUCUCUGGAAAGCUGCUUUUAAUACAAGAGACCUUGCAAAUCCUGCCAGCGUUGCAGGUUGCUGGGACUCAGGCAGGUGGUCAUUCAGACAGAGGCAGUUUUUAGUUGCAGGUAGGGAGAAGCAAAGCUCAGGGCUGCGUUUGGGGGUUUCUUUCCUCCUGCAUCUUCUCUUUGAUGUGGGGAGGGUGGUGCCACUGUGCUCCAAGUGCCCUGGAGGUGCCUUUUAAGAGUUUUUGAGGUUAAAGAGGUUCUUUUGUAUUAUGCCAUAUGCUGUGCUCCUGUGACCUCCUCUCUCACCCUGAUUAAAGAUUGAUGUCAGACUGGUGCUGGGCAGCAAAA
Molecule: messenger RNA, 2159 nt
Organism: Colius striatus (speckled mousebird)
Lineage: Eukaryota; Metazoa; Chordata; Aves; Coliiformes; Coliidae
Gene: RAD51
Product: RAD51 recombinase
Exons: 10
Coding region: 265-1284 (339 amino acids)
Biological process (GO): mitotic recombination-dependent replication fork processing; DNA strand invasion; mitotic recombination
Cellular component (GO): condensed nuclear chromosome
Molecular function (GO): ATP binding; single-stranded DNA binding; double-stranded DNA binding
Source: RefSeq, a predicted model, not a curated record